AUGUCUACUUUUCCAACCAUCCCAACCAACUCCAUCAACUCCUGCCACAACUCCGACACCUCUUCUUCCGGCCGACCAAGCCGCUACGAAUCCCAAAAACGCAGAGACUGGAACACUUUCGUCCAAUACCUCAAGAACCACCGUCCACCUCUCACUCUCUCUCGUUGCAGUGGCGCUCACGUUCUUAGAUUCCUCCGUUACUCAGACCAGUUCGGCAAAAGCCAAAGUCCACAACACCAACUGCCCAUUCUUCGGCCACCCCAAUCCUCCAUCGCCGAUGCACCUGCCCUCUCCGUCAAGCUUGGGGCGCAGUCUCGAUGCUCUCAUCGGCCCGUCUUCGUGCCGCCUUCGAAGAAAAAUGGCGGCCAACCUGAGAGACCAACCCUUUCAGCGCUCGUGCCGUGA
Molecule: messenger RNA, 405 nt
Organism: Dioscorea cayenensis subsp. rotundata (Guinea yam)
Lineage: Eukaryota; Viridiplantae; Streptophyta; Magnoliopsida; Dioscoreales; Dioscoreaceae
Product: protein LIGHT-DEPENDENT SHORT HYPOCOTYLS 4-like
Exons: 1
Coding region: 1-405 (134 amino acids)
Biological process (GO): mRNA transcription; response to light stimulus
Cellular component (GO): nucleus
Source: RefSeq, a predicted model, not a curated record